Molecule: messenger RNA, 527 nt
Organism: Drosophila obscura
Lineage: Eukaryota; Metazoa; Arthropoda; Insecta; Diptera; Drosophilidae
Exons: 2
Coding region: 28-315 (95 amino acids)
Source: RefSeq, a predicted model, not a curated record
GGUCUCGGCUCUCAGUUUGCUUUCAGCAUGCGUGCACUUCACUACCUUUUGCUGCUGCUCAUCGUGUUCACAGGGCUCGUGGCGGCGGCUCCCGCUCCGCGCCAGAGGCGUCAGAUCGACUUGACGUUGUCGGCGGAUCAUGACGACAAGGAUGCCGAGACGGAGCUGGCCUUGGAGGCGAUAGCCGGACUCUGGAGCAGUGCCGACAGCCGCACCAAGGUCGAUGGAUCCGCACGGGUUGUACAUCGUCACAAUGCAAUGCAAUCUGGUUCGGAGCAAGAUUGGCGUUUGGGUGUGCGUGUCGUCUUCACUUAGGCUGCCCAGACGGCGCAAGCCACCUUAUGGAAUGACCAGUUGGCGUGCUCUCCCUCCGUUCAAUGGACCAUCAACUGAACUGUUCGUGGAAGACUGCUGAUAACUCUUUGACCUUCCACAAUGCUACCCCGGCUCCGCUUUGGCUCUGUUGUACGCGUAGACUUGUAAAUAGAACGUUCGUGUGAAUACAAAACCAAAAGCUGUUUGCUUUA